AAGCUUCAUCCCAAGGGAAGAGAGAGAGAGGGAACUGGAGGGCUUGGCUUGUGAGUUACCUCGCGUGCGGUCCCUUCAUAAAUCCGCUAUCGCCGUUACCAGUAGCACCCAUCCUCUUUCCCAAAUCCACAGCGCCGAUCGACGGAACAACCCCAAACCCCGCUGCACCGCCCAGGGUUUUGCUAGGAAGGGCCGAUUCAUGGCGGAUCGGGGUGUUGUCGUCGUGAAAACCAUAUGGAUGAAGCAGGCGGAGGAGGCCAAACUCAAGAGCGAGGCCGAGAAGGCUGCCGCCGCCAAGGCCGCCUUCGAGGCUACCUUCAAGGACGUUGAGAAGCCCAAGGAGAAGGAUGACUCAUCCGACAGCGACGGGGACGAGGGCGAGAACCUCGCCAGCAAGCCCCUCGGCCCCGUCGACCCCUCCAAGUGCUCCGCCGCUGGCGCCGGCAUCGCUGGAGGCACCGCCUGCUCCCCCUCCACCUUCACCGUAGUCACCAAGGACUCCGACGGCAGGAAGAUCCCCUCCGGUGGCGCCCACCUCAAGGUGAAGAUCUCCCCUGGCGUCGGGGUCGGCGGGUCCGAUCAGGAGGGAAUCGUUAAGGAUCAAGGGGACGGGACGUAUACCGUGACCUACGUUGUGCCCAAGCGUGGGAACUACAUGGUCCAUGUGGAGUGCGACGGGAAGCCAAUCAUGGGGAGCCCGUUCCCGGUGUUCUUCAGCACCAGUACGACAGUAGGGACCACGGGCAUGCCGGCCGCGGCGAGCCCGUUUCCAAAUAUGGUCAACCAGACAAUGCCCAACAUGCCCAAUUACUCAGGGGCAGUAUCUGGGGCAUUUCCGGGGCUUCUUGGGAUGAUCCCUGGUGUCAUCCCCGGUGCCUCUGGUGGAGUGGUGUUGCAAGGAAUGGGAGCUUCAUUGGGGGAGAUCUGUCGGGAGUACCUCUACGGUCAAUGCACUAAGACCGAUUGCAAGUUCAACCACCCACCGCAGAAUUUGUUAAUGUCGGCACUGGCUGCGACGACCACGAUGGGGACCUUAAGUCAGGCCCCGAUGGCCCCUUCGGCAGCUGCGAUGGCUGCUGCUCAGGCAAUUGUUGCUGCAAAGGCCCUUCAGGCACAUGCUGCCCAAAUGCAAGCACAGUCGUCUGGAGAUACACCUGGCUCUCCUGACAAGGCUGCAAAGGCUGAUGUUCUGAAGAAAACCCUGCAAGUCAGCAAUCUUAGCCCCCUUCUUACUGUGGAUCAACUUAAACAGCUAUUUGGUUAUUGUGGUACUGUUGUCGAUUGUACCAUCACAGAUUCAAAACAUUUUGCUUACAUAGAAUACUCUAAGCCAGAAGAAGCAACUGCGGCUUUGGCACUGAACAACAUGGAUGUUGGUGGCCGUCCAUUGAAUGUUGAAAUGGCAAAGUCCCUACCUUCAAAAUCUGCUCUUGUGAACCCUUCAUUACCAUUAAUGAUGCAGCAAGCAGUUGCUAUGCAACAGAUGCAAUUUCAACAGGCAUUGUUGAUGCAACAAACAAUAGCCUCUCAGCAGGCUGCUGCUCGGGCAGCAACAAUGAAAUCUGCAACAGAGAUGGCUUCAGCCAGAGCUGCUGAGAUAAGCAAAAAAUUGAAAGCAGAGGGUGUAGGUGAUGAGGAUAAGGUGGUUAACAGAAAAUCCAGGUCGCCAUCUUCCUCUCGCCAAAGAUCCAAGUCUCGGUCAAAGUCACCUAUUAAGUAUCGUAGAAGCAGGCGGUCUCGCUCUUUCUCGCCAAUAAAAUACUCCCGAGAUCGAAGGUCGAGAUCCCCAAUAAGAUCACACCAUUCAAAUCACGGCACUGAAAGGUCAUACAGAGAUGAUCGGGACAGCUAUAGCAGGAGUGGAAGGCAAGAAAGAUCUCGUGAUCAUUAUUCCUCUCAUUCAAGAAGACAUCGAAGUAGGAGCUCAAGUCCUAGAUUGAAAAAAUCAUCUCGAGCUAGUUCAACAUCACCAAAGAAUCAUAGAGAAAGUUUAAGUCCCAGAACAAAGAAAUCAUCUCGAGCUGGUUCAAGGUCACCAAGGCAUCACAGAGGAAGCAGAACAUCUCCUGUACGUGACCAUCGGUCCUCUCGCCACAGUAGGCACUCCAGAUCAAGAUCAGCAGAGAAAAGGCAUCAUUACGAAAAAGAAGAUACAAAAAAAUCUGAAAGGAGGAAGGAGGAUGGUAAAAGAUCUGAUGGAAGAAACACAUCUAGUAAAGAUGCAAAAGAUUCUAGGGAACCAAAGGAAGUUAAGCCUGAUUAUUCUGCAGUCAGUCAUAAGAGGGGCUCUUUGGUAAAUGUGGAUGAAGCCUUGAAGAAUGAGAAAGGCAUUGGCAAACAUAAAAAGUCUAAAUUGGAUGAUGAAAGUUCUGAGAAAACUGAUGAUCAAAAUCUCAUCGUGGACGACUUUAAGAUGAGUGAAGAUAAGAGGUUUUCUUCUACAACAUCAAAAUCACACAGAAGUUCCACAAAUGAUGAUAAUAAUCACGCUGAAAAUCAAGAUUUCAGCAGGCAUGAGAAGUCAGGAACAAGCUAUAAGAAACAUGGCAGAAGUGAAUCUGCUUCUAGGGAAAGGGGAUCUGCAACUGGAGAAUCUAAACAAUUGAGGGAUGACAGGGCUUCACAUCACUCAAGUUUGAGAUCUCACAGAAGUUCACGGCAGUCGGGAGAAAAGUCCUCCAAGGAUAAACUAGAUAAGCACAAACUGGAGAAACCAAAAGACCACCAUGAAAAGCCUCGGGAAAAAUAUGAUGUCAUCAAACAGUCGGAAACUGCAGAUAGAAGGCCGGAAAACAUCAAUGAUUCUCCAGAAGUAAAGCCGUAUUCUACUGAUGGUAGAGUGCAAAAAGAAUCAGAGAAUCCUAAGGUAGAUAAAAUGUUUGAACGAGAUAACAGGCAUUUGGAGAGCAGUGACUCUAUGGACACCAAACAAGAUCAUAUUGGUUGUUGUUUUGAUGGACUGAACAAAGAUUGUAAUGUUGAUAAUUUGAAGACCCUCAAGACAAGCCCAGCAUCAGAGGAGCAUGCAAAACUUAUAAUAGGUACAAAAGAUAAUAGUGAAAUGAAAAAUUUAGAGAUGGAGUCAGGGAAGAUGGAAACUUAUGAUUCUGUUGAGAAUAAAAGACAUCAUCGACCAGAUGCUGCUGAUAUGAUGAUCAAGUAUCAGGAUGACAAUGGUAAUGGAUCAAUAUACCUUGACAGUGAUACUCCACCUGGCAAAACAGAUCCAAACAUCAAGAAAAUGGAAUGCAUUAACUAUGAAUUUGCAGGAUCGAGAAGAGAUGGCCCUAGUACCUAUAUCUCAGUAUUGAGCACUCGCAGCAUGAGUCCCGAAAAUUCAAAUGUGGGUUCAAAUAAGUUUGCUGACUUUACUAAUCAAGAGUAUAUCAAACAUGAUUCGGCUGACACAGAAGAAAAUUUGCUACCAAAGGUUGUUCCUGAGCAUAAAUUUGUUGACUCUGAGUCAGAAGGAUCACGCAAAAAUGAAAUUGCUGGGUACUUCUCAAAGUUUGUUGCUCAUGAGAGUUCUGUAGUGCAGGGCUCUUGUCUUGUGGAUGGAGCUUAUGCUGAUGAUAUUCCAGAAUCCUUGACCAAGAUGACUGUUAAUUCUCCUUCAUUGGAUGAUUCAACAAAUUCAACAUCACAGAGUUGAGGAUGUGUUUUGUGGAAGACAGCUCAAGUUGCCAUGAGACAGCUCAUCAUGAUAUAUCAAAAUCUAUUAUAGGAAACCUGAAGGAUGAAGGAUUCAACUUUAGAAGCGAAGUUUUUCUUAUUCUAUUAAGAAUUAUUCUCCUGGUAAGCUGAUAAUGAUGCAAUGUUUAGUGCUUCAAUCUGCGCGUUUGCCCUUGCAGGUUGGCGAAGACCUGGAACAUUUCUUGGAGCAUAUUGGAGCUAGUAGUACAAUCAAGAUAUGCUUGUUUCCUGUCUGCAGUAAUGGUUUUAUAUUGUUGGACGACUGUAUUGAAUUUGUUCCAAUGCAUAUUACAUGACAAUUGGCAUAACCUGGUUGGUGAAAUUGUUCUAGUUUCUGGUUAUAUUCCUUUAUUAGGUACUGAAGUUUGUUUUUACUUUCAAAGGCAUUUGUUGUCUACAGUUAUUCCCCCGUCAUUUCUUUUUCCAUAUCCAAAUACUGUCUGAUGCCUUAAAAGAUUUGAUAUCUGGGGCUAGCAGUUUAAUAUCUGAACAAAAUGCAGGGAUUUUCUGCUGUAGACUUAUUGAAUGUUAGGCGGUGGAUGGAUGAAGCAUUACUUUUGAGGCUGCUGUAUUAAAAGUCCAAUGUAAGUGAUCAGCAUGAUUUAAUUGUUGGUUGUCUGAGCAAUCACAUCCUUGAGGGUUGGUAGAACAUCUUCCUGGACUUCUCGAUUCGUAUUUCAAGAUGUAACUUCAUAUGAUAAGCCUCCUUUCUGACCCCCUUGUCUUGCUUCAUAUUUUGUUGGUUGGCUGGAUAAAAGGUGUUAAAGUGGAUUACCAUUGGAGCAUUUCUCAGCGCAAGUUGUCUAAGUUUUGCCUCUAAUGCAGGAAAGGAUCUGCUUCACUUGGAUAGAGAGAGGGUAAGAUGCUGAUAUGUCAACAAUUCAUCUCCAGGUAGUGCCUAAAAUUUGCUCGGCAGUCAACAUUCCUUGAUGUGUGCUACACUGGUCCAAAAGCAUUGCUUUUUCUGGCUAUUUUUCAUUUGUUUGCAUAGGGUUAUUUCAUGGAUGGGUAGGAUUGAGCAUAUUACUAGUAUGCAGGCAGAGACUUAUGUAUCCUUCUAGCUGUUCAGUGACAGCCAGUGUUUGAAUGGCGGUAGAAGUUGGUUUCUUAUGUCGUUUUUCUGUCAAUAGUCAUUUUUUGCUCAAAAUUUUCUGUUCUUUUGGGUGCCCUAAUCAUGUCAGAUUUUAAACAUGAGGUGAUUUCAUCAAAAAAUGUGCAAAAAUAUGAAUUAGUUCCAUCA
Molecule: messenger RNA, 4933 nt
Organism: Phoenix dactylifera (date palm)
Lineage: Eukaryota; Viridiplantae; Streptophyta; Magnoliopsida; Arecales; Arecaceae
Molecular function (GO): metal ion binding; RNA binding; protein binding
Source: RefSeq, a predicted model, not a curated record